This is a messenger RNA of Pelagomonas calceolata, 537 nucleotides long. The record is from the annotation of a GenBank genome assembly. Lineage: Eukaryota; Pelagophyceae; Pelagomonadales; Pelagomonadaceae.
CGCCUCGCGACGCAUCGUCCACUCACGCUGCCGCGGGGAGGCAGACUGGAGACUGCUGCUGUGCCUUUCCCGUCACGCAGCUCUUUGCAUCCCUACUGCCGCGGGCUCCGAAAACAAAGACUGCUGCAGGCUGCACAAAUGUGCUCAAACGCAUGCGUAGCGGUCACACGAAUCAAAAUAGAUCCGAACGACUGCGAUUUCGGAGCGCCGCUGUCUCUGCACAUCACGUUCGAUGCUCUGCGACCGCUACAAAACGUGCAGUGGUUCUUCUCCUACGCGCGCGACAUCGUCGGCGCGCCUGACGAUGUCGUCGAGCUACACCGGGCGGCACCCGCGGACUACGCCGGCGCCGCGCACGUCGCGUGCUCCGCGAAACUCGUCGGCGACGCGCCCAACUGCGGCGUCUUGCGGUGCGCGCUGCACGAAGGUGGGGGCGCGGAGCUGUACCGGCUCGACCUCGUCUGCCAGGUGACCGCGGACGAGGCGACGGGCGAGCUGCGACGGGUUAUUUACUCGCCGCUCGGUGACUAAUGUGUG